CUUCGAUCUUUCAAAUUGUAUACCUUUCUCAGACAUGGCGAAACAAGACAUGUAGAAAGCGAUAUAAUCCAAGGUUAGUGUUGAGAAAAAAGCAUGAAAGUAGUAUAGUCAGAUCUGAUUAG
Messenger RNA from Funneliformis caledonium, 122 nucleotides. Lineage: Eukaryota; Fungi; Glomeromycota; Glomeromycetes; Glomerales; Glomeraceae. The record is from the annotation of a GenBank genome assembly.